CCACAUAAAAUUAAUUCUGUUUGAAAUGUCUUUUAAUUGUAUAUUUCUUUUUAUAUUACUUAGUGAAAGCUAUUUAAUUACGUAUGCUAAAUUCAGAAAUACGUCCAUUUCCACGACUGACAGCGAACUUCCGGCUAUGAAGUGCUUAGACUGUUCAAAACAAAGUAGAAAACUGUGUCCCAUUAAUGAAACGGGAUAUAGUUGUUAUGAUGGACCAAUAUAUAGACGCCAGGGUUCUGAUGAUGCUGCUUUUCCCGAAACUACCACCGAUUUGGACGUCUGCAUCCCACCUGACAUAAAGAAAUUUGAAUUUAACGAUGCCAAGAUUUGUUGUAUUUGGGCUCCUGAAACUGGCUGUCAAAUCCUAUUAACUGGAGAUCACCAAGGAGAUUUUUGUUUUACUUGCAGAGUAAAAUAUAAGAUGGAGUACAAAAAGUUGAAAGCCUGUCCGUGCAUAAAAGAUAAAGGUUCGGGUCAAGUCAAUUGCAAAGUUUUCUACAUCAUUGCAAUUGGAUAUUUCUUGAGAAAACUGAUUUACUAGAAAUGUUAAAAAAGGUUCUUUAAAUUCUUAAAUGUUUACAGAAAAAUAAAAAUUAUAAUCCUUUGUAUACCUAA
Molecule: messenger RNA, 615 nt
Organism: Drosophila ficusphila
Lineage: Eukaryota; Metazoa; Arthropoda; Insecta; Diptera; Drosophilidae
Exons: 2
Coding region: 26-541 (171 amino acids)
Source: RefSeq, a predicted model, not a curated record